GUUUAACUUUGAUGUUACUCAACGUGUGUCGUGUACCACAGUCGGUGAAACAUUUGAAAUCAGGUGUAAACACUUGAUGAGAUCAGUAGUAGGGAUGAGAGGAAGGUGCGUUCGGACUGUACGGAUGUGUGUAUGCACAAAGCGAGGAAAGCGGUUAUAAGUUGAAAUGGAAUCUAGGCUAGCAAACGGUCUUAAACUCUUAUAUUUUAAGAGGCCGGGGCCAUUUGAUCCAGGACGAGUGGGUGCACGACUUCCAGAAGCAUAUAGAAAAUUUUGGGAUGAAUGGAAGGUUAGAAAGCCGGAGCCUGUCCACUACGUGCCAGAACCAGGGAAGUGGAGGCGUGACCCAGUAACUGGUGUGGUAACUCCAGUACAAAAUGUACCAAUUCCUGUAAAAUAUCCAGCUGAAAGUCAUAAGGGACUUUGGGGUGGAGAAGGUGUUAUCCAAGGUUUCACAAAGAAGAAACGAACUGUCAGAAGAAAUCCAUACUUCUGGACUCCAAAUUUAAAACGAUCAGUUGUGUAUAGUGAAAUCUUGGAUAAAUAUAUGUCUGUUGUUGUCACUGAAAGGACAAUAAACUUGAUCCACAAGAAUUGUGGAUUUGACCACUAUAUUUUGAAGACCCCUGCAUGUGAUCUAAAAUCAGAGCUAGCAGUACGAAUUAAGCGACAGCUUCUAACAGCUUUGCUGAAGAAAGAUUAUCACACUGAUAACUCUGAAAAGCAGAAACAGAUACAUGAAGAUUAUGGUCAUUAUUUGAAAUCGUACACUGAAGAGGAAAUUGAGUGGUAUGGUCUGACCUAUCGUGAAGCCUGCAGAAAACUCAAACAGUCAGAUGAGGCUAUGUCUGAGCCAAAGCCCCUAAAGCAUCAGUUCAGGGCUGAACUGCUUGCUGAAUUACUAGAAGAAACUCUAGUCACUGAUAAAAUUGUCCCAAAGGAAAGUGGAGGUUCAUGGCUGUCAAGAAUAAAUCCUUUUGCUACUUAGGAAGAAAAACCAUCAGCAUAAGAAGAAACCCUUAUGUAUAAAAGUUUUAUGACUAAGUAAAUAACCUGCUUCAUAAAAAAAUAUUUUUUUAUGAGAGAAAAUUGAUGUAACCAGUAGCAUGUUGGCUGACUUUUAUGUGAAGUGUAGUGCAACUACAAAAGCAAUAACCAACUUGGGCAACACAAAACCCAGUGCAUCUGCUUUUGAGGGAGGUCCACAUAAAGUUAAUGUCCCAGAUUAAUAGCUAUUGAUCUGCAACUCAAACAAUCCUAGGUCUGGUUUUUAGAUUCCCCAUUUUUCCCAUAAAAAGAAUAUGCUAACACAUAGAUGGUAACUAUGUUUUUUAAAAUCUGUUAAUUUUCAAGACUUGCCAACAACUUAAUGUUAUAUGGUAACAGAAAUCAUAUAGCCAAAGAAAUAGAUUUGAAAAUUACUAUUGUUAUAGCAGCUGAAUUUACUGAAUUAAAAUAAAUGCACAAUACCAAAGCACUGAACUGGUCAUUAGGGCAGUAAACAUAUGAUGACACUCUUGCUUGUUAACUGCUGUCAAAGCCGGCCGGUGUGGCUGAGCGGUUAUAGGCGUUUCAGUCUGGAACCGCGCGGCCGCUACGGUUGCAGGUUCGAAUCCUGCAUCGGGCAUGGAUGUGUGUGAUGUCCUUAGGUUAGUUAGGUUUAAGUCGUUCUAAGUUCUAGGGGACUAAUGACCCCAGAUGUAAAGUCCCAUAGUGCUCAGAGCCAUUUGAACUGCUGUCAAAACAAGUCCAAAGCAGAAGUCCGUAACCACGGUGUGUUAACACUCAAAAUUGAUGUCUUAAGGCAUACAUGUCAUAUUGAGUCAUUAUUUUUCUUUCUUUCCUUAUAUAUAAGCUAUGUGUAAACUGAAUGAGCUAUGGACCAAAGACACAGCCAAAAGUUAAAUGAGUAGUUUUGUGGCAAGGUCAAUGUUUAUUUAUUGUUCUGUGGGACCAAAUUAAGGAGAAAUCUCCAUGUUCAUGGAACGAGUCAAUACAUGAAAUUAUAACACGAUAUUAGAAACAGAUAAAAUGAAAUAUAAAA
Schistocerca piceifrons (Central American locust) is the source of this 2044-nucleotide messenger RNA. It is a transcript of the gene mRpL28, whose product is annotated as 39S ribosomal protein L28, mitochondrial. Gene Ontology annotation, cellular component: mitochondrial large ribosomal subunit. The transcript is spliced from 6 exons. The record is from RefSeq and is a predicted model, not a curated record. Gene Ontology annotation, molecular function: structural constituent of ribosome. NCBI's taxonomy places the organism in Eukaryota, Metazoa, Arthropoda, Insecta, Orthoptera, Acrididae. The coding region runs from base 167 to 988 and encodes 273 amino acids.